UAGCAAUUAGCGCCGAAAGGAUAAAAAUUCAGUUAAAAUUGGAUAACUGAAAACACCAUUGUGAGGCCAUCACCAUGUCCCUUUUCUCCUAUCGCAUGGCUUCUCUUUCAUUUAAUACCAUACCAAGUCCAAAUCUUUCUCAUACAAAAUAUUCAACUUUUCACAAAACAAACCAAACCCAUUUCUCUAAACUUCCAUACAAAUUCUAUAUACAUACCAUUUCUUCUCUAUGCAGACAAGGCCAACUUCAAUUAGCUUUGAACAUACUUACUCAAAUGGACUUCAAAAAUUUCUUUAUAGGACCAGAUAUUUAUGGUGAUCUUCUCCAGGGAUGUGUAUAUGAGCGAGAUCUUAUCACGGGUCAGCAAAUUCACGCUCGAAUUAUUAAAAAUGGUGAAUUAUUUUCAAGAAACGAGUAUAUAGAAACUAAAUUAGUAAUCUUUUAUGCAAAAUGUAAUUGCUUAGAUAUUGCAAAUGAUUUGUUUGAUAGACUGUUAGUUAAAAAUGUGUUUUCUUGGGCUGCUAUUAUUGGUUUGAAUGGUAGAAUGGGUUUUAAUGAAAUUGCUUUAAUGGGUUUCUGUGAAAUGAUAGAUUGUGGUCUUUUAGCUGAUAAUUUUGUCGUGCCUAACGCGUUAAAAGCUUGCGGUGCGCUGUAUUGGAUUAGGUUUGGGAAAGGAGUUCAUGGUUAUGUGGUGAAGAUGGGCCUUGACGGGUGUGUUUUUGUUUCUAGUAGUUUGAUUGAUAUGUAUGGAAAAUGUGGGAUUUUAAUGGAUGCAAGGAAAGUGUUUGAUGCUAUGCGUCAGAAGAAUGUGGUUACAUGGAAUUCGAUGAUUAUGGGUUAUGUUCAAAAUGGGUUAUAUCUGGAAGCAAUCAAGGUGUUUGCAAAUAUGAGGUUGGAAGACAUUGAGUAUAGCAGAGUUACUUUGUUGGGUUUUCUAUCUGCUGCUGCUAAUUUGGGUGCAGUUACAGAGGGUAAACAAGGGCACGCAAUUGCUGUCAAAGGUGGAUAUGAGUUGGACAAUAUCUUGGGUAGUUCAAUUUUGAAUUUCUAUUCUAAGGUUGGGUUGAUUGAGGAUGCUGAGUUAGUAUUUAGUAAUAUGGCUGAAAAAGAUGUAGUGACAUGGAAUUUGCUCAUUUCUAGUUAUCUUCAAUGUGAGCUAGUUGAAAAGGCACUCAAUAUGUGUCAUCUAAUGAGAUUUCAAAAUAUGAAAUUUGACUCGGUGACCCUUGACUCCAUACUAUCUGCAUGUGCUAAUACGAAAAAUAUACAGCUUGGUAAAGAAGCGCACUGUUACUGUAUUAGAAACAAUCUCGAAUCUGACGUUGAUGUUGCAAAUGCCAUUGUCAAUAUGUAUGCCAAAUGUGGAAGUAUCCAUGAUGCAAAAGAAGUUUUCAACUCCACAAUGAAUAAAGAUCUUACCUUGUGGAAUAUGCUAUUGACUGCUUAUGCUCAGCUGGGUCUAGUUGGUGAGACCUUGAGGCUUUUCUAUCAGAUGCAGUUGGAGAGUGUCCCACCAAAUGUAACAUCGUGGAAUGCUGUGAUUUUGGGAUUUCUAAGAAAUGGCCAGGUCAACAAGGCCAAAGAGCUGUUUGCAGAGAUGCAGGCUGUUGGUAUCCAUCCUAACCUGGUUACUCUGACUACUCUCAUCUCUGGUCUUAUUCAUAAUGGUUUGGGCAAUGAAGCGCUCGCAAUAUUCCUGAAAAUGCAAGAAUAUGGAAUUAGACCUAAUAUAACAAGCAUCAUUAACACAAUCUCAGCUUGCACAGAUCCAGCAUCAUUGCAGUGCGGAAGAGCUAUUCAUGGCUAUAUCUUAAGGCAUGACCUUUGGUCACAAAUUCCAGUUGCAAAUGCAUUGGCGACUAUGUAUGCUAAAUGUGGUAAUACAAGACAAGCCAAAAGGGUGUUUGAUAUGAUUCUGAGUGAGGCAUCACCCAUGUGUGAUGCGAAUUAUCUCUGCCUAUCACAGACAGAUGCGUUAUCUGAUGGAGGUAUAGAAACACCCCUGGCCGACAUAAGCUAGUAGAGGAGGAAGAAACAGAACCAGAUAGCACAACCUUCACGGAUGAAUAUUCUGCUUGCAAAGUUGAUUGAGGGGCUGUCAAGUGAAGGCCUGGAGUUUCUCGUGGAUAUAGACUCGAACUCUUACCCCAUUUAAAAUGCGUAUGCAGGUCAAGAUGGUAAGACGGGUAUGAAAAAAGGACUGGAAGGAAACAAAGGACCUAAAGAAGGAUCUGGACGCAUAAAAAGAAGAAAAAUCCUUCUUUCUUGCAUACCACGUCUGAAAUUAAUGGAAGUUCAUGGAGAUUGGACUUUUUGAGAAGUCCAGACAUGUUCUAAUCGAGACCUUACCACUCCUGAGCAAAUCUUUGUGGUUGUGAGAACGAAGGUCAAGAGCUGUAUGAGAUGGUCAUUUUUGCCUAAAAGUCUUCACAGCAGGACUACAAUAACUAGUUUCUGCAAUGUCUGUAUAACUUUAGCAGUGGAAAGAAAGUCGAAAACUUUAUCAAAUGCAUGAAAUUUGAAACCCAAACUAUGAUGUGUAUGAACAAACAAGAUUACCUGAAUAAAAAAGCCAUUAAGUUCUGGCUUACACAUACA
Messenger RNA from Ricinus communis (castor bean), 2599 nucleotides. RefSeq names its product pentatricopeptide repeat-containing protein At5g55740, chloroplastic. The record is from RefSeq and is a predicted model, not a curated record. The coding region runs from base 75 to 2021 and encodes 648 amino acids. Gene Ontology annotation, molecular function: RNA binding; protein binding. Gene Ontology annotation, cellular component: intracellular membrane-bounded organelle. The transcript has a single exon. Lineage: Eukaryota; Viridiplantae; Streptophyta; Magnoliopsida; Malpighiales; Euphorbiaceae. Gene Ontology annotation, biological process: RNA modification.